AUGACAGAAGACGAACGUGAGGAAGAAAGGAAAGAGAUUCUCGAACGAUUUGGUCCGAAUGUAGGCGAUAUCCUACACGUGACCCCAAAUGACAUUUAUGUGUACGAAUCUGCACCGCCAUCACCGCGGAAAAAACCGCUUGCGCUCCUCUCGCCCACCGACGAUGACGGGCCCACGAUCUCUUUAGGGGAGUGGAAGAGCAAGACUGGCCCAUCUGUCCGUCGGAGGGAGCCUGAGGCACUCGAGAAGCUGGCGUCGGGGCCAAACAUCACUCCUCUCGACGCGUUGGAGGAGGGCACACCAGAGGACAUCCGCCGGCGAUUUUUCCCGACCGCUCCUGCUCACGAUCCUUCGCUGGCCUGGAUUGAGACCGGGCCCUCGACCUCGGACAUACCGUCUUCCUAUACUCUCCGUUUUGAUCUUACUGGUACUCCGAUCUCGCCGGACGUCUCUUCUUCGUUGCCCACACAUCUCGGUCUACAUCAUCAUGCCGACGGGGAGCAUGCCGGAUACACUUUAAAUGAUGUAUUCCUACUGUCAAGGUCCACCCUGCCGGCUCAGAGAGCAACCAUGCUCGAUGUUCUUGGGCGAAUAGCCCGGAGACUAAGCAAGGGGAGGAGUGACGCGGCGCAGAAUAUCAAGGAGCUGGUAGGCCGGGAGGCCGAGAUUCGGAAGCGAAUUAUGGCCGCUGGCGUGGAGGCUAUGGCAGAGCGCGGAAGCGUUGGUGCAAGGGCCGUGGAGGUCAUGUGGGAAUGCAUUGUAAGCUGGGAUGAAGACAUCGUGGACAUCGAAGGUGUGGAACUUCAAAGCGCUCCCAAGGACGAUUCGUCCCCCUCGAAUGCGUCGACUCCCCCCGCAGAUGUGUUGUCAACGUUGCCGCUGGACUACGUGCUUCCACAAAUCGCGAGUGCACUUGCGACGGCUGCACUGCCAGCAGAGUCUCUAUCUCAGCUUCUCGCCAUACUGCAUCGUCUCGCCCAACAUUCCAAUCGUAUUGCGGGGAUGAUCGUCACAACAGAUGGACUCGUGCGCGGUAUAAUCCAGACAUUUCUGCUCACGCCCAUUCGACCCACCGAGCAAUCGAGACUACCAGAUCCCUUCGCGCUGCGAGUAUUGGCCACGCUGGCACUCGCGUCGCGCGAUAAUGCUUCCACGCUACUUGGCCCAGCGGACGCCCUACUUCGCUUCGUGAUAACCACGCCCCCCACGUCGUCCUUCUCCCCGCCGCUCGCGAGCGCGCUACUCGCGGGCACCCUCCGCGUCUAUGCCGCACUGGCGUCGUAUGGUCUGUAUGCACACAUCGCGACAACCGCGGCGGAGCAUCUUGCGCAGGUAGGGCGGUUCGUGUUUUCAGAGGCGUGUCAGUCACGACAGCUGAGGGGGGCAUGGCUCGGCGUGCUGGAGACAUGGAUGGUGUGUGCGCGGGACCCGCAUCGUACAACGCCGAGCCACGAGAUCUUGUGGAGCCAAGUUGUCUCCUGGGGAUGGGGCGUGGAUGUGCUCGAGAUGAGAGUACGGUUAACCGAGCAGGACGACCGACUAUGGGCUUCCAUGUGGAGUACGGAGGCGGCGUGGCUCGAGGGUGCGAAGGUGAAUGGCGUCCGUGGGGGUGAAAGCGAGAGGGAGUCAGCGAUCGAGGCGCUUCGAGAUGGAUUCCGGGAUGGCCCCGAGAUGCGGGUCGUCCAGCGAGCAGGGCAAUCGCUGAGCCUUACGCUGGGCCGAUUGGGAUGUAACGCUCUACGAACAGAAGACGUCCCUCUGUUGCAAGAGCUCGCGCGGCAUUUGCGAACGCUGGCCGCUGCUUUACGUCUAUGGUUGUCCUGUCUUGCACCCCAGCUUGCAGGACCACCCGAAAUCCCUCCUUUUAUCCUCCCAUUUGCCGAACUCUCUGAGCUGUGCGCUUCGCUGACGACGCACCCCAUUUGGACAACCCUCUUCUCCGCGAGUGCGCCAUCAUAUGCACACGUCUUCUUUAGGCCGAUAUCUCUCCUGCUCUCAUACUACGUGCAGCUGUCACGUCGCCUGCCCGAUACACAUGAUGACCUGUGGAUGGGCCAAGCGUUCUCAAUUCUGAAAAGACUUUUACCGGGCGACGAGGAAGCUGCUCGUGCCAUGCUGGACCAUGUUGUGGAUCUUGUCACUCCAGAUUUCAUGAGUUCACGCGGUUGGGGUGUUCCUCCGAUAAUUGGGGAGAAAGGCGGACUGAAGGUCCUGAAGCCUUUUUUCGUGUUCUCCUUGCAAGCGAGAGAGGAUCUCUGCAUCGGCCCUACUGUGCCGUCCCCUGCCUCUCUGUCAUCAAGCACCACUCAGCGGCUCCCGCCAUUACACUUCUUCCGCCCUGGCGCUCGCCAUGGACACCCAUUGCCUCUCUUCAGAGACUGGAUGUUCAUCCCGCUGGACCAUCUCUUGCGAUCAGGUGAAUCGGACGUCUUCAAACACAUGCCGUCAUGGUGGGACGCUUCGGAGACCGAAGUAGUGCGUGCGACUCUGUUAUUCGCCAAACUACACAAGCAGAUCCUUCUCCGGCAUGCGUUGGAUGCAUUCGGAUUAUCGCGAGAAGAGACCUCCUUCGCUUGUAUGAAAGUCUUCAUGCUCGAGCAUGGGCAGCAACAAAGUAACUCAGUCGAAGAAGUAUUCCGAGACACUGUUGUCAACCAGUUGAUGGACGAACUGGUUGCGCCUUUUGCCGCUGCCGCAUCGUCGACAUCCCUCUUAGCGCCGCCAUUGGAGAGCACGUCACAGAACUUAGAGAUUGUCGCUGCUCGUUUCCUUGGAGCAUCAACACCAUUCUAUCAGUUCUAUACCGACUUUGUCGGCCUAUACGACGCCAUCUCGUUUGCGCACCCACUCUUUGGACGCUUGCUCUUGCCGCCCUUGUCGAUGCGCUAUCCGCUGGACUACCGCAAGUAUCUGUGGGCUGAUUACUCACAUAUACUGAAGACCGUGCGCACGCCGAUUGAGGACGUCAUCACGGAGAACGUGGCUGAAUUCCUUUGGCCUGUGGAGACCGAUCCUCAAGUGAUUGGCUCCUAUCUCCGCGCGCUGGCAACGGGUACGCUGGUCGGUUUCCUCCGCUUCGUGGCCGUACACCAUAUUGCAUGCAAUAUAUGGCCGGACUUACGAGAUGAUGGCGCAGAGAAGGCGAAUAAACUUCUCCAAGCCUUCGUGGACCAGGCUGGAUUCGACGCUGUGCGGGAAGUGGUUCUAUAUCAGCAAGUUCAGCAGGGUAACAUCCUCGUUCCUCCACAUUGUUAUGAUCAGAUAGGAGAGUGGAAGACAAUGCGACUGCAGUUCAUAGAACGAUUGGGGGAAGAACGGCAUAAAGAGCGAUUGGGGAGUCUGCUGAAGUCUGUUUGA
Postia placenta MAD-698-R-SB12 is the source of this 3357-nucleotide messenger RNA. RefSeq lists its product as hypothetical. Gene Ontology annotation, cellular component: nucleus. The coding region runs from base 1 to 3357 and encodes 1118 amino acids. The transcript has 2 exons. The record is from RefSeq and is a predicted model, not a curated record. Lineage: Eukaryota; Fungi; Basidiomycota; Agaricomycetes; Polyporales; Adustoporiaceae. Gene Ontology annotation, biological process: transcription by RNA polymerase II.